Messenger RNA from Leptonychotes weddellii (Weddell seal), 4626 nucleotides. The record is from RefSeq and is a predicted model, not a curated record. NCBI's taxonomy places the organism in Eukaryota, Metazoa, Chordata, Mammalia, Carnivora, Phocidae.
UCCCAGAGCUUCUUGUAUUCAACAGAACAUCCCCAGAACCUCUUCUACCCAACGGGACAACCCUAAAACCUCUUGUAUGCAAUGGAAUAACCCUAGAACCUCUUAUACUCAACGAGACAAUCCACAGUCUUCCUCUCUACGGGACAACCCUAGAACUUCCUCCCCUCGAUGCUGCACACAACGGGACAAUCCCAGGAAUUCUUCUCCCCAUCGUACUAACAAAGAUAUUCCCUGGGCCUCCUUUCCUCUCCGCCCAACCCAGACUGAAGGCCCCCGAACCUCUUCCCCAUCUCGCUCCAAGCAAAGUGAGGUUCCCUGGGCCUCCAUUGCCCUUCGGCCAACCCAAGGGGACAGGCCUCCUCAGACCUCAUCUCCUACUAGGCCAACUCUGCGCGACCCACCUCUCUCGUCCUCCGGAUCUACUCGACACAACUCACCAUCUCCGGCCGCUUCCUCCUCCCAUAACCCCGGCCCCCACAGUGCCUCCCGGACUUCUUCACCUCUGUACCCUGCUACCUGCGGGGCACCCCAGACCUCUUCUGAGCCCUCCCAGCCUCCAUGUUCUGUGUGUAUUGGGCAUCGGGAUGCCCCUCGAGCUUCCUCACCUCCUCGCUAUUUGCAACAUGACCCCUUCCCCUUCUUCCCAGACCCCCAUGCACCUGAGAGUGAAUCGCCCCACCACAACCCCCCCUAUAUACCUCCAGCUGUGUGCAUUGGACACCGGGAUGCCCCCCGGGCUUCUUCACCCCCCCGCCACACCCAGUUUGACCCCUUCCCCUUCCUCCCAGACACAUCAGAUGCUGAGACUCAGUCCCCCCAGCAUGACCCUCCUCAGUUCCCCCCACCUGUGUGUAUUGGGUACCGUGAUGCACCCAGGGCCUCCUCCCCACCGCGCCAGCCCCCAGAGCCCUCCCUGUUAUUCCAGGAUCUUCCCAGGGCCAGCACUGAGAGCCUUGUCCCCUCUACAGACUCUCUGCACGAGCACCCCACAUGCCCACCCCCCGUGUGCAUUGGGCACCGAGAUGCACCCUCCUUCUCGUCCCCACCACGCCAGGCUCCUGAGCCCUCCCUCUUCUUUCAGGAUCCCCCAGGGACUAGUAUGGAGAGCCUGGCCCCCUCCACUGACUCUCGGCAUGGCUCCCCAAUGCUGCCCCCCCAAGUGUGCAUCGGGCACCGGGAUGCACCUAGAGCCUCCUCCCCACCCCGCCACCCCCCCAGUGACCUAGCGCUCCUGGCACCCUCACCUCCGCCAGGCAGCUCGGGGGGCUCCCGGGGCUCAGCAGCCCCUGGGGAGACCAGGCACAACUUGGACAGGGAGGAGUACACCGUGCUGGCUGACCUGCCCCCGCCCAGGAGGCUGGCGCAGAGGGAGCCAGGGCCCCAGUGCAGCAACGGGGGCCGCACCCGCAGCCCUGGCCGCGCGGAGGUGGAGCGCCUCUUCGGGCAAGAGCGCAGGAAGUCCGAGGCACCGGGGGCUUUCCAGGCCCGGGACGAGGGGCGGUCGCAGCGGCCCAGCCAAGGUCAGAACCAACUUCUCCGAAGACAGUCCAGCCCUGCCCUCAGCAGGGAGGUAACCAAGCCCCUUGCGAAGCAGGCAGAACCGGCCCGGAGGAGACAAGCAGAGCCCCCUCAUCCCAGGAGCCCCGAGAGGCAGCCUGAAGGGGACCGGCAGCUCCAGGGGUCCUCGCUGCCCCCAAGGACAUCAGCCAGGACCCCUGAGAGGGAGCGACGGACAGAGAGACCUUUGGAAAGUGGCCGGGCGGGCCCAAGACAGCCUCUGGGGGGGUGGCAGAGUCCAGAGGAGCCUCCAGGAACCCAGGGCCCUCACAGACAUCUGGAGAGAGGGUGCGGCAGCCUGCAGGAGGGCCCAGGCCUGGGGGGCUGGCAAGGACUUGGGGAGCCCCACCGGGGGGUUGCCAAAGCCCCAGAGGGAACUUGGAGGGGCCCUCUCAGGGAGUCCGAGGAGAGCUGGGGGCAGCUGGGUGGCCCCACCGGCCACAGGGGGCAGGCAGAGGCCUGGGAGGAGCCCCCCAGUAAUGGGUUGUGGGAGUCCCCCGACAGGUCAGCUCAGAGAGGUUGGGGCAGCCUGCAGGACCUGCCCAGUGCUCACCAGCUUAGGAGCCCCCCAGAGAACUCCAGGAUAGACCCAGCAGAGUUCUUGAAAUCCCAGAGGCCUGAGACACCCACCACCAUGGGCUGGGGGGCUGAGGGAACGUGCCCACACCUGCACAGCCCUGAGAGGCAACGUGAGCUCGACGGGAGGGACCUCGUGGGCCUUCUCGGGGCGCCCAGAGAGGGGGCCUGGGCCCGCACGGAGGAGUCGACGCUCACCUCCCACCUUCCCAGGUUGGGCUGGGAAGGCCUCCUGGAGCUCCUGCAGGCCCAGCUGUCCCGCAAGGACCCAGCUGGACACUGGGGUACCCCGGCCCCGGCUUCAGGGCCAGAGGUGGGUUCCCCAGGCACAAAUGGUGCCCCAGAGCUAGAGCGACAGGGCCAGCCUGAUAGCUGGGAGGAGUCCACCCUGGUCAAUGGACAGAGCGCUGGGCAGUGGCCCCAGAGCUCCGCCCAGCCGCCCAGCCCUGCCUGCAUCGCCACCCAGUGGCCAAAGACCAAAGUGACGAGUGGACCAGAGACCUCAGCUAAGGCUGGUCUGGAGGAGUUGGGCCCGCUGGGAAGCAGGAGCCCUGCAGAGGGUCCCAGCUUGCCAGACUGGGAGUUCCAGUCAGAGGAGCCUGAGGAGUCAGAACCAAGCAAAGGCCAAGACUCACUGACCGACCAGAAGCAGGCAGACUCGGCAGACAAGAGGCCAGCGGAGGGCAAGGCUGGGAGCCCACUCAAGGGCCGACUGGUGACCUCAUGGCGGAUGCCCGGGGACCGUCCCACGCUGUUCAAUCCGUUCCUGCUGUCUCUGGGGGUUCUCAGGUGGCAAAGGCAGGGUGAGGUCUGUGGACCGGGGAAGCAGGGGCAGGUGUGGUCGGUGGUACGGGGCCCCAGGGAGGAGAGGUGGAGACGGCCGGCCCGGGACGGGCCUGCCCCUGAGGCUCACCGCCUGGGGCUGGAGAAGGGCCACCGUCCGGGCAGCGGGGGCAGCCCCGGGACGAAGCUGGCCUCCCACCCGCAGGAAGCGUGCGAGCGCAGCCUGGCCGAGAUGGAGUCCUCACACCAGCAGGUGAUGGAGGGGUUGCAGAGGCACCACGAGCGCGAGCUGCAGCGGCUGCAGCAGGAGAAGGAGUGGCUCCUGGCCGAGGAGACGGCGGCCACGGCCUCAGCCAUCGAAGCCAUGAAGAAGGCCUACCAGGAGGAGCUGAGCCGGGAACUGAGCAAGACACGGAGUCUCCCACAGGGCCCCGAUGGCCUUCGCAAGCAGCACCAGUCAGACGUGGCGGCGCUGAAGCGGGAGCUGCAGGUGCUGUCCGAGCAGUACUCGCAGAAGUGCCUGGAGAUCGGCGCCCUGACGCGGCAGGCCGAGGAGCGGGAACACACGCUGCGCCGCUGCCAGCAGGAGGGCCAGGAGCUGCUGCGCCACAACCAGGAGUUGCACACCCGCCUGUCAGAGGAGAUCGACCGGCUGCGUGGCUUCAUUGCCUCGCAGGGCAUGGGUGACGGCUGUGGGCGCGGCAGCCAGCGGAGCUCCUGUGAGCUGGAGGUGUUGCUUCGAGUGAAGGAGAAUGAGCUCCAGUACCUGAAGAAGGAGGUGCAGUGUCUCCGGGAUGAGCUGCAGAUGCUGCAGAAGGACAAGCGCUUCACCUCGGGGAAGUAUCAGGAUGUGUAUGUGGAGCUGAACCACAUCAAGACCCGGUCGGAGCGGGAGAUCGAGCAGCUGAAGGAGCACCUGCGUCUCGCCGUGGCUGCCCUGCAGGAGAAGGAAGCCAUGCGCAACAGCCUGGCCGAGUAGAGGUCCUGGUGGCCCAGCCCCGCGGCAGACCGUCCCCCGGCCUGAGGGGGCCAGUCAGUCGCCCUCCUUCCUGCUGGAUGGAAGUCAGAAGCCAAGCUUUCUCCCCACCCUCUGUGGGCCGCACGUGCACUCAUACCCACCACACACAGACACACACGCACACACACACGCACACACACACACGUAUGCACACACACACACUCUCUGCGUAUCUGAGCGCGCCCCUCGCACUGGGUCUUACCUUGCACCUUCUUCAGGAUUUUAUAUGUGAAGAGAUUUUUAUAUAGAUUUUCUCCCCCCCCCCCUUUUUUUUUUUUCCCCAAAAACACUUUAUACUUUGAAGAAAGCAAUUCCUGGUGGCCAUGUGCCUCCAUCACGGGCUCCCCCUCUGGCCCUAGCCCCCUGCUCAGGCUUCUGGGCCUGUGGCCCUGCCCCAGGGGUCUAGCAGAGGCCCAGCAGCGGCCGGGGCAGGGUGGACUCUGGUGGGAGAGGCGGGGAGCCAGCCACCCUCUUCCUUCCCUACCUCCCACUAACUACUUCUUGCCCUGAGGCGACCACACCUUGGGACUCUGGACAGAGGGACAGACGGACAGAGGGAGCCGGCAGCUGUCCCUAAGGCCUCACCUCCUCCUCCUCCGAGGGGGUGCUGGACGUGGAAACGCUGGAGCCGCGCCAUGAAGGCUCCUCUCCUGCUCCAUGAGCCUUCUUAACUUAAUAAAAUGUUCCCGCAG